Danio rerio (zebrafish) is the source of this 3665-nucleotide messenger RNA. It is a transcript of the gene heatr6, whose product is annotated as HEAT repeat containing 6. Lineage: Eukaryota; Metazoa; Chordata; Actinopteri; Cypriniformes; Danionidae. The record is from RefSeq and is marked provisional.
GUAAAGAUGGCCGGUAAGGGAACGUUUUUGGGUUCGAACUCAAGUUUUUCUCCAGAUGGAAAGACUCAAGGAUUUAAGUCCGCAUCAGCAGACACCUCAAGGUUUGUCUCUCUGUCAAAGCCGCAGCAUGAGCUCGACGGAUCGGCGCAGGCGCAGAUCAGCCGCUGCUUUAAUAAACUCAGGUCUCUGAGCCCGUCUGACAGCGCCAGUCUGAAAACUGAGCUCAAUUUAAUGUUCGACGAGCUCAUUUCAGAAAACUACAGCAGCAGCAACCAUGACAACAUCCACCCAGAGGUUGUGUGUGAGAUUCUGGUGCAAGCAAGUCGUCUGGUUCCUCUAAGUCAAGAACAUCUCAUCAUCAAACUCUGCCAAAUGAUUCAUCAACUUCUAAACCAGCUACAGAUAAUAGUGGAUGAACAUACGCUUGAUGUUUUGGUAUCGUACUGCUCGCGGGCUCUGCGGACAUGCAGUUCAUGGACUCAUUCAGAGGUGCUGCUUGCUCUUUCGUCACUGGUGUAUGGCAAUGGAUCCAAAUGCCAAAGGUAUCUUCCAGAACUUCUUGGACCAAGUGGGGUUCUGGUUAAGUAUGGUGACCCCAAGCAGCCAGACAUAGAGUUGCGGCGUUCAGCUGUGCAUUGCAUUGCUAAUCUGUGUCUCAGUGUUCCUUCUCAGCCAUAUUUAGAAGAGCCGUAUAAAAGUGUGUGUUACGGAAUCCUCCUGCGGACACUACAGUCCACCAAGCCUCCAGAUGUGGACGACAUUGUCUUCUGUACGUUAUUGCAGAGUGCCCUGAAGGGGAUGCAGUAUUUUCUCAAUGGGGGGAAAUGGAAGGCCGUUCCAAACCAGGAUCUGGGUGCUUUAUUGGCUGUGCUCAAAAGAUUCAUGUUCUACGGUUUGCCAGGAAUAAGUGUGGAAAUGCCGCAGGUAUUGUACCCUGCUCCUCUCCCUCAGUACGAGACCAUUCCUGCUGUAAAACCUGAACCUGCACAAGACACACCUGCACAGAAAAAGACUGCUGCGUCUCAGCAGAAGAAGCGAAAGUCUCGGGGGAAAGGGAAGAAAGGUGGAGGUGAAGGCAAGCAAGAUGGAGAAGCUGAUGAUGUGUCUGCUGCUGGUGGAGGAGAUCAGAGCGGUUGGUCUCAUGGCUCUCAGUCCUCCAUGUUAACUUCACCAUCAGUGGCGACGCCGCAGCUUUACCCAUCCUGGAAGAAAUGCAGCUCGGACUCGGAGUUCUCUGAUCCGGAGGGAGGAAUGCAGUCUAAACUCAGGUUGUAUCAAGCUCGUGUGCGUCAGAGUUCACUUCAGUGUUUCCUGGCUGUGGUCAAGUGUGUGGAGAAGCGAAUCCUCUAUGGUUACUGGUCUUCGUUUGUUCCCGACGCUCCUGGGAUUGGAGGUCCUCCUCCUCUCACUCUUCUCACCAUCGCCCUGAAAGACCCAUCGCCAAAAGUGCGGGCAGGUUCUCUGCAGGUGCUGUCUGCUCUUCUGGAAGGCUCACGUCAGUUCCUGUCCACCGCUGAAGACACUGGUGCCCCCCGUCAGGCCUUCACCCCCUUCUCAGCCACAUUAGCUGCUAGCAUCAGAGAGCUACACCGCGGCCUGCUGCUAGCGCUCAUAGCAGAGUCCUCCUGCCAGACCCUCACACAGGUCUUAAAGUGCCUUGCCCACCUAGUCUCCAAUGUGCCCUAUAAUCGUCUCAGACCAGGCCUACUGAGCCCACUGUGGAAACAGAUCCGUCCAUAUGUCCGACACAGAGAUGUGAAUGUCCGUGUGUCCAGUCUCACCCUCUUCGGUGCAUUAGUCUCAACACAAGCGCCUCUUCCAGAGGUCCAGCUUCUCCUCCAGCAGCCCGGCUCCGCGUCCAGCCUGGGCUCUGGCAUCAGCACGCCGCAGGAGUCUCCUCUUAGCUGGAGACAGCCUGCACGGAGAGAUGAAGAGGCCUCUUCUCCUGCAGCAGCGGAGGGUCCGGAGGGGCCGUGCUGGCUCCUUCAGCUGUGUGUGAGUCUGGUCACUCAGCCUCGCGAGGAGCCGUACUCUGACAGUGAUGCUGGAGGGUCUAACGGAGCACCGCUCGAACCCUCACCCGUCCGACUCGAAGCCCUGCAGGUUUUGGCUCACCUAGUGAAGGGCUACUUCUCAUUUGCUCAGGCGUCUCUUUUGGAGUUAGGGCAACUCAGUGCUCGCUGUCUCACAGAGCAAGACCCGUCUGUGCAGCUUCAUGGAGCUAAACUUUUAGAAGAACUGGGAACUGGGAUUAUCCAGCAGUACAGAGCAGAUGCCAACACUCCACAAAGUGCCAAACGUGUGCCAGUGAACCAGGUGGUUCAGUUCUGGUCAGAGGUUUUAGGUGGUCCACUCAUCAGUGCCUUACAGAAUGAACAUCAUCCGACCCUUCAGACCAGCGCGUGCGACACCCUCUCCUCCAUCCUGCCACAGGCCUUCAGUCAGCUGCCCGAUAAGACUCAAGUGCUGUGCAUCACGAUCCUGCUGGGACUGACGUACAGUGAGAACUCUCUGGUGAAGGCAGCAGCAGUCAGAGCUCUGGGGGUCUAUAUACUAUUCCCCUGCCUGAGAGAGGAUGUGAUGUUUGUGGCGGAUACUGCUAAUGCUAUCCUCACCGCUCUGGAUGACCGUUCACCCAACGUCCGGGCAAAAGCAGCCUGGUCUCUGGGAAACCUCACGGACACACUCAUCGUCAACAUGCAGUCUGUAGGUUUGGAGUUUCAGGAAGAUUUCUCUGAUAUGCUGCUGCUGAACAUGCUCAGAUCUGCUACUAAAGCGUCAGCGGAUAAAGACAGGGUGAAGAGCAAUGCUGUGCGGGCGCUGGGGAAUCUGCUUCACUUCCUGCAGCCGGGCCACCUGGGAAAACCAGUGUUUGAGCAGCCUCUGCUGGAGGCCAUGAGGGCUCUGAUAGACACAGUCAGAGGAGACGCCACCAUGAAAGUGCGCUGGAAUGCCUGCUACGCAUUGGGCAAUGCCUUCAGAAACCAGCACCUGCCUCUGGGUUCUGCUGUGUGGUCUACGGAGGCUUUCUCUGCCCUGUCCUGUGUAGUAACUUCCUGCAAGAACUUCAAGGUGCGCAUCAAAUCUGCAGCUGCUCUUUCUGUUCCCGCGACACGAGAGUGUUACGGAGACUCUCAGCAGUUCUCAGAGGUGUGGAGAUCCUUAGCUCAGGCUCUGGAACACAGCGAGGAAACCGAGGACUUCCUGGAAUACCGAUACUGUGCCAGCUUACGCUCACAGCUGUGCCGCGCUCUCCUGCACCUGCUGUCCCUGUGCCAGCCUGAUGACCUUCCAGCGCUCGGGUCUUCAGUAAGUGGGCAGUCCAGGCCGGCGCUGCAGGCUCUCCUGAUCAGCCACCUCAGGGACGAGGGUUUAGUUCCGUCUGCUGGAGCAGAUGGAGAAGAGGCUCUGGAUCACAGCACACCUGAAGAUGGCUGGACGCUGCUCACAGACACACUGACCAGACUGAAGGGGCUGCUGGGAGAGCCUGUAAUGGACAGCAACGAGGAUCUGGAGUCUGUGCUGAGUUUCCUUCAGGAUGUGGUGAGGAACUUUGAGGGGAUGAAGGAAGCGGAGAGUAAAGAGUCCUCUCUUGUGCUCGGCAAAUCAUGAAAAUCAAAGAGUGCAUUAAUAAAGAUGGCACCACUGCCUUUUUUUAGAUUUUA